AUGGACUUCUGGAGAUUCCACAUUUUCGAGUUCGUGGUUCAACAGUCCCUUUUUGAUAACCUCAUUGCCUUUGAGCAGUGUCGUUUUGAUGCUGAUUGCAUCUGUGACUAUCUAUUUGUCAUGGAUCUUCUCAUUCAAACUCGAAAUGAUGUGGAAUUACUUGUUCGGGAUGGAAUCAUCGAAAGUAAGCAACGUCUCGACAGCAUAGGGGUGGUGACUUUCAUUAAGCAACUCAUCCCAGCAACAAUCAUGCGUAGUAAAUAUUUCUAUUUUAAAGAUGUUUGUGAAGCCUUGAAUGCUUACUGCAAUGUCCUUUGGAAUAAGUGGAAGGUAACUUUGAGGGAAGAUUACUUCAGUUCUCCAUGGGCUGUCCUUUCUUCGACCGCAGCUGCUGCACUUCUCUUACUAUCAUUCAAACAGCGUACGUGUUCAAUCAUUUCUCUUUAG
Molecule: messenger RNA, 447 nt
Organism: Carya illinoinensis
Lineage: Eukaryota; Viridiplantae; Streptophyta; Magnoliopsida; Fagales; Juglandaceae
Exons: 1
Coding region: 1-447 (148 amino acids)
Source: RefSeq, a predicted model, not a curated record